Molecule: messenger RNA, 4778 nt
Organism: Trichosurus vulpecula (common brushtail)
Lineage: Eukaryota; Metazoa; Chordata; Mammalia; Diprotodontia; Phalangeridae
Gene: PCDH12
Product: protocadherin 12
Exons: 5
Coding region: 175-3735 (1186 amino acids)
Biological process (GO): homophilic cell-cell adhesion
Cellular component (GO): plasma membrane
Molecular function (GO): calcium ion binding
Source: RefSeq, a predicted model, not a curated record
UCUGAAUCCCCUACAUCCCAAUUCACAUGCAUCUGAAUAUGGGACCUGAUCAUGCUAGCAAGUUUGGUGGCAAGAGGACAAGACCAAACACUUCCCCCAGGAAACACCUGAGGACUUUUCCAGCCCCUAAGGGACUUUAUCCCCUUCCAAAUCCCAUCUGACAGGGUGGUAAGCAUGGCAUUCUUUUUACGGCUUCAGUUCUCUGGUUUGUGCUGGUUCUUUUUUCUUUCAGCAGAUAGUCAGGAGAUAGCCACUCUCACUGUAAAAUACCAAGUUUCAGAAGAAGUGCCAUAUGGAACAGUGAUAGGAAAACUAUCAAAAGAACUGGGCUGGGAGGAGAGAAGCAGGCAAGAAGGGGCUUUCCAGAUUUUGCAGCCACUUCAGGUGCUUCCCAUUCAGGUUGGUUCUAAAGACGGUUUACUCAGCACCGGGAGGAGGCUUGACCGAGAGCAGCUUUGCAAACAGAAAGAUCCUUGUCUGAUAUCUUUUGAUGUGCUGGUCACAGCGGGUUUAGCUUUGAUCCAUGUGGAGAUCCAGGUGCUGGACAUCAAUGAUCACCACCCCCGCUUCCCCAAAGCAGAGCAGGAGCUGGAGAUCUCUGAAAGUGCUUCUCUUCGGACCAGAAUUCCCUUGGACCGGGCCUGGGAUCCUGACACCGGCCCCAAUACGUUGUACUCGUAUUCACUUUCUCCCAGUGAGCACUUUGCUCUGGAGGUGAUCCUGGGGCCUGAUGAAAGCAAACAUGCAGAGCUUGUGGUGAUUAAGGAGCUGGACCGGGAGCUGCAUGCAUCCUUUGACUUGGUAUUAACAGCCUUUGACAAUGGGGAUCCCCCCAAGUCGGGCACCAGCUUAGUUAAGGUCAGCGUUUUGGAUUCCAAUGACAACAGUCCUAUGUUUGCAGAGAGCUCCUUGGCUUUAGAAGUUGGGGAAGAUGCUGCCCCUGGGACCCUUCUCAUAAACCUCACGGCUACUGACCCUGAUGAAGGACCAAAUGGGGAGGUUGAGUUUUCCCUCAGCAAGCAUGUGCCACCAGAUGUGCAAGAUACCUUUAGUAUUGAUGCCAAGACAGGUCAGAUUAUUCUGAGUCAGCCCCUGGACUAUGAAAAAACCCCUGCUUAUGAGAUAGAUGUACAGGCCAGGGACUUGGGUCCCAACCCUAUUCCAGCUCACUGCAAAGUCCUCAUCAAGAUUCUAGAUGUCAACGACAAUUCCCCAAGCAUACAUAUUACAUGGGCCUCUCAACCAUCUGUGAUAUCCGAAGCUCUUCCCAGGGACAGCUUCAUCGCCCUGGUGAUAGCCAGCGACCUGGAUUCUGGGGAUAAUGGCCUGGUUCACUGCUCCCUCAGCCAAGGACAGGGACAUUUUCAACUAAAAAGAACCAAUGGUAACACUUAUAUGCUCCUGACCAAUGCCAUUCUGGAUAGGGAAAGGUGGCCUGAAUACAACUUGACACUGUUGGCCCAAGACCAGGGAGAGCAGCCCUUAUCAGCCAAGAAAGAGAUCACUAUUCAGAUCAGUGACAUAAAUGACAACGCACCCAUGUUUGAGCUGAGCAAGUACAACAUAUCCAUUAGGGAGAAUAAUCUGCCUUCUUCCCAUCUCAUCACUGUUCAGGCACAUGAUGCUGACUUGGACCUCAAUGGAAAAGUCACCUACCGCAUCCAGGAAUCUCCUUUUUCCCAUCUGGUAGCUAUUGACUCUGACACUGGGGAGAUCUCAGCAUCUACCACACUGGACUAUGAACAAAUGACAAGUUUUCAAUUUCUGGUAAUAGCAGAAGAUAAAGGUCAACCUCAGCUUGUUUCUAGUGCCUCUGUGAGGGUCAGCCUCCUUGAUACCAAUGACAAUCCUCCCACAGUGGUACAGCCUGUCCUUAGUGGUGGGGCAGCCUCUGUUUCUGUGUUUGUGAACUCUUCCACUGGUCACCUUAUGGUCUCUUCAGAGACCCCUGACCCCUUUAGAGUAUCCAACUCUGGCACGUCUUCUUCGGCGGCUUCUAGGUCACAGCUGUUUCUCUUAGUCACCAUUGUAGCCAUUGAUGCAGAUUCUGGAGACAAUGGAAAUCUUCUCUAUGCUAUUUGGAGUGGAAAUGAUGCUCGCCUCUUCUUCCUUGACCCGCACAUGGGACACCUAUACAUCAAUGCCAGCAAUGCCAGCAGCCUCAUUGGCAGUGAAUGGGAACUGAUGGUUGUUGUCACUGAUCAAGGAAGUCCCCCCUUGGAGACCAGAGCUCUGGUGAAAGUCACUUUCACCAACAGCCUUGAUCACCUGAAAAACCUGGCACAAGAAUCUAGCCCCUUGAGCAUCUCAGCAGUGACAGUGAUUUGCUUGGCCGUGUUGCUGGCCAUCUUCUUGUUGAUUCUUGUUCUGAUUGUGUCCAUCUGUAGAACUGACCAUAAAGAUAACAGAGCUUAUAACUGCAGAGAAGCAGAGUCAACCUACCGACACCAGCCCAAGAGACCCCAGAAACAAAUCCAGAAAACUGACAUUCACCUAGUGCCAGUGCUCAGGGGCCAGGCAGAAGAGCUGAGUGAGGCUGGGCUACCCCAUAAAGAUGAAGGAAAGGAAAAUGUCCCAGAAACAGGCUGGGACUCUCCACUGCAGGCUCCAUAUCUAACCCCAACAUUGUACAGGACACUUAGGAACCAAAGGAACCAGGGAACUUCCCCUGAGGAUAGAGAGGUAUUACAAGACACCUACAAUCUCCUUUUCCACCAUCCCAGGCAGAGAAAUGCCUCUCGAGAAAAUCUGAGCCUUCCAGAUCCCCAGCCAACAACAUGCCAACCUUAUCCCAAGGCCUCAAAGAAUGUGGGGAGCCCCCAGAUGAAGCCAUCUCUAGAGCAGGGGGGCAGUCCAUCAGUGCCAGCCCUUCCAGCCUCAACUACAACUCUUAGGAGGCAGCGAAAUCUGAAUGCCAAAGCUGACCCAGACAAAGAGCAUCACCCCCACCAGAUCCUGCGCAGCCUGGUCCGACUGUCUGUGGCUGCCUUCACAGAACGAAACCCCAUGGAAGAGCUCACCAUCGACUCCCCUCCAGUUCAGCAAAUAUCCCAGCUGCUGUCCUUGCUGCACCAGGGCCAAUUUCAACCCAAACCAAACCACAGAGGAAACAAAUACUCAGCCAAGACCGGUAGUGUCAGAAAUGCAGGAUUGGAGACAGAUUGGCAAAGUGCCAGGGAGGGUGACCAUGGAGAACAUGAAGUGGAGGAUGGGAAUUCAGACAAUGACCUGGACCUCUCAAUGAAACAACUCUUGGAGGAAGAAUUAGAGAACUUGUUUGAUCCACAAACAGGCCUGGCCCUCGAUCGGCUGAAUGUCCCAGAUCCAGCUUGGAUGGCGAGGCUGUCCCUGCCUCUUAACACCAACUACAGAGACAAUGUCUUCUCCCCAGACUCCCCAGCCACUAGCCAGGGCAGAGAAAUCACUGCCAUGGAAGAGCCAAGAACCUUCCAGACGUUUGGUAAAUCGGCUGGUUCUGAGGUGAACUCCAUGGGGACCCAGCUGGCCAGCACCUUCCUCUCAGAAAUGAGUUCCCUGUUUGAGAUGCUGCUGUCCCAAAACAGCAAUGCCCCCAUGGCUGCUUCUGAAGUGCUGCAGCGCCUAUCAGCCUGUGGCAAGACUCUGGGAUUAGACCUUGCUGGAAGUGGGGCCCUGGGCUCUGAAGCCAUAGGUACAAGUGGAAAGAAAGGAACCAAGAGCAGGACUAGCAGCAGUAAUAGCAGCAGGGGCCUGUGAGCUUAGAUAGGGGCCCUCUGGCUGGAGGAACCUAAGCCACCCAUCCCAGAGUCUGGGGGAGUAUUGGCGUAUUGUGUGUUCAGUCCAUACCUUAAGACUUGUUGGGUUUGGUGCUCGGUGAUGAGUCUGAAUCCUGGGUCCCGUUGGUAGGUCCUGAAAUCUCUAACCUCACCAUGAAGGAACCUAACCUGAGGUAGACAGAAAAAUCCUGGCUGACUCUACAUCCAAAAGCUGCUCCAAGGAAGGCACCUGGCCCAUCUCCAGGAUUCCCAGUGUAGCAAGUGGACCAAAGUAGACUUCUUUAAAGGGCUCAACCUAUUGAACAACUUGUCUGAAGAAUGGGUGCUAGAUUGAAGCAGAGAUUGGGUGUUUGCUGGUAAAAAACAUAUAGAAGGCAAAGAAAGAGUCCCUAGAAGUAGAAAUGCUUAAGAGAUAUUACCAGCAAGUAUGUGUAAAUGGACAUUCUCAUGAAAAAGAGUAUGUGAGUUACCCCUCAUCUGAUACAAACUGAGCCACCCAUGUACAGGGCCCUGAAUUCUGGGGGGGAGGGGGGUUCUUCAGUGUUAAUUGGCCCAUUGAUAAGGUAGCAUAAAUUUCUGGUUGUCACCUCCCUUCAAACAUAAAAAGUGGGGGAAGAAAAAGUGUUCACUUUGCCCAUCCCCUCCAAAAAUCUUUUGACCAGCUUGGUCCAAGUUGGUUUGGGAAGUAAAGGAGAAGACUCUUAUGACUUCCCCUCAAAGUGGUAUGUACUGUUAUGUACACAUACAUAUAUUGUCUAUGCAUCCACCAGAGCCUAACAUUCCAAUCAGCUGCCACUAAAUAUCCCUUCUCUAGAGAUGCCUUCUGCCUUCAGCCUGUUGGUCCUCCUUGAUGUGGCAAUUUAAAGGGGCAAUACUGAUGUCUAUAUAUAACAGGACACCUGAGAUUAAACUCUUCUCACUUCAGGAGAUGAGAAAUAGUCAAUAAUUUGGGCUAUUGCCAGCAGUGAACUUGCCUAAGCUUCACUCUGGAGACCUCUUAAAAAUAAAAUACUUCCGAAGCAA